This is a messenger RNA of Oncorhynchus mykiss (rainbow trout), 3028 nucleotides long. RefSeq names its product ribonuclease, RNase K b (gene rnasekb). The record is from RefSeq and is a predicted model, not a curated record. Gene Ontology annotation, molecular function: RNA endonuclease activity. NCBI's taxonomy places the organism in Eukaryota, Metazoa, Chordata, Actinopteri, Salmoniformes, Salmonidae. Gene Ontology annotation, biological process: nucleic acid metabolic process.
GUACCGAAAUAGACGAACAUUUACGGAAAUUAACGAAGGAAACGAUUGUCAUCUUAUGCAGUCUAGGACGACGCUCGUCCUUUGAGAAAAGAAAAUACUGUUUUAUAUUAGUGUAUCGAAAUAGUUUAUUUUGUUAGAAAAGAUAAAGUACAAGAAUGCCAUCCCUUUUAUUCUGUGGUCCGAAAAUGGCCGCUUGUGGAAUAGUGAUCAGCAUAUGGGGAGUCAUCAUGCUGGUGAUGUUGGGGAUCUUCUUCAGUGCAAAGUCUGCUGUAUUGAUUGAGGACGUGCCCUUCACAGAGGAGGACAUCCGCAAUGAUAAGAACCCCCCGGGGACCAUAUAUGGACUCUACAACCAGGUGGGCAUCAACUGCUUCAUCGCAGCAGCCAUUUAUGUUGCAGUGGGGGCGGUGUCACUCUGCCAGGUUCGACUCAACAAGCGCCAGGAGUACAUGGUGACCUAAGUCCCCCUGCAGCAUCACAAGAUUACACACACACACACACACUAUUUCAAGUUCUCAAGGGAAGCAACCUUAUAAAAAGCUAUUUAUUUGUAACUUCAGAGUAAAACAUUCAACAUAAGUCAUGUCUGUUAUAUGCUAAUGAAUCAUUCCUUGUAUUUGCAUACAACUAUUUAUUGAAUUGACCAAAAAUGCAAACUGUCAAUUGAUCAUGGUGAAUAAAAUUGUAAAUAUUGUUCCCCUCAAGGACCAUUUCAGUGCAUACAUCAUGUGUGCUAGAUAACUCAACACACAUUCCUAGAUGCAACAGACAACUACAACGUUUUUAAAAAAGAUAUAGAACGAUCUGUUUCAAUAGAGCAAUCGUAGUUCACUGCAAAUUCAUAAUGGUCAAUGUUUGUCAAAUCAAGAGAUAUGUCAAAUGGUUAAAUAUGUACAUUUUGUGUACUGUCUUUCGUGUUUGCUGUUGUGAAUUGUAUGCUGUUGAGAUAUAGCUCUUAAUUUGUUAGUCACUUAUGUAGUAGUUCCUGAGAAAAAUAUGGUGCACCAAAUGUUUGAAUGAAGUAUUUAUUUCAUGUGUUUGUUUUCCUGAGUGUAAUGAUGUGAAAGGAUCUAUCUAAAUGGUACUUGAUGUGAAGGACCUCAAUCUCUUGUAGAUGUUCCCUGCAAUAAACUGGAAGGAUAAAAAGGAAAUUGGUUCCUUGAUGAUACAUGUUUGACAAAAGGCCAUAGCCAAGCCUCCCCGAAAAGAAAACGUGGUAAGGAUAAAACAUUGGGGUAUGAUGGGCUCUAUUAAAGCCCAAUUGAAAUUUAAAGGCAAUGGUCCCGCGUUGACGGUAAACGCUGCAUAUGUCUGCUCAAUUGGAAAUUACCAUUAUAUUUUUAUUGCGCAUACAGAUUGAAAUAGAGCCCUAUGUACAGUAUUUAUAAUACAGGCAUCAGCCAGGUCUCUUUCAGCUUCUAAUAAAAGCAAUUUCUUUUAGCUGAAUACAUUGUGUAUAAUAGUUUAACAAUAGAAACCCAUUACCCCUCUCUUACCACUGGUGAAAUAAUGGUUUUACAUGCGGAAUUAAACUGAAAUCAGACAAAUCUUGGAUUCAAUUAUAUUUGUUUGCGGUGUACCACUUCAGCUCAGUUCAUUACUAAAUGAAAAAGUUCAAGUAAAAAUACAAAUCAAUACAUUAACAAUUAUAUUCUAGCUCAAGUAAUUGGUUAUGUGGCCAAAGUUGCCAGUAAUCCAACUUUUCAUCCACAAAACCUUUUAUCAUUCAGGAUGGACUUCAAUCUUUGAGCGUUGUAAUUCUAUUGCCUUGUAUUUUUGCCUCUGCAAAAGGCGGCAUUAUCUUAAGAAGCCUCUUCAAAGUCUCCCUCAAGUUUAAUGCCAUAGGUCUGUACCAGGAUCUCCGAUGCUACAAUGAAGGCUCGGCUCUCCAUCUGUCUGUUUCCAUGGUCACCCCCAUCUUAGUACACUUUUCAAUUGCUUCAAUAGACAGCCUCACAGUCUCCAAAGUAGCAGGCUGGACCUAAUUUACACCACAGAGAGAGAGACCAUAACAUUUAUAGUUUUAUAUGAAUAUCAUCACUAGCCUGCAAUAAAGAGCUGAUCAUCUAUUUGAAAAGCAGAGGCAAUGGCAGACCACCUGGCCCUUAGUAACAGGACCCACCUUAUAAACCCUGGUUCUUCCAGUUGAGUUGAGAGAAAUACUGUCAAAGUACUCACUGGAGUACACAUUGGUCACUCUUACGGCAUCUCCAACCAAAGCACUGCAGUUGCGGGCCUGCUCUCUCCAGAGACAGACCUCAAUCAUGGAGCAGAUUGGAUGCUGGGCCGGUUCAAUGAGCAUUCUUGCCUCCAACUCCAGCCUCUGAGGAACUUCUAAUUGGCUUGUUUUGGACACUUUUCCUUUUUUUGUGACCUUCACUAUAUCCCCUUCCACAAAGAAGACUUUGAACUAGUAAAAGCUUCCCUUUUGAAAUAAGUCAUAUCACUCCUUCCCAUAUACAGUGACUUUGAUACUGGCUGUGUCAUCAGUCAGACCCACAUGGAAAAUAAUUAGUUUUUUCUUUGCCUUUGUGUCAUAAUAUAUCAGAUCAGAUUUUUAAAAAUGUUUCAUGUUAUCGCUUUAUCACCAAAUCCUCCCAGGUUUUUCAUAUCUGCGAUGGUUAGCAUCUGACAAACACAGUGUAGAAGAGGAUCUGUCACACAAUUUAUAACCACAUAUAAUAUCCAAUUGACUCUAUGUGACCAAUCAGGUAUUUAACCCUUGACUGUAGGCGUCUGUGUGACUCAAGCUCUGGGACCUAAUGAGUCUUCAGGUUUCAGAAAAGGAUAGGCUGAGUUUACACAGGCAGACAGAUUCUGAAUUUUUUUCCCAAUUAUUGGCUAAAGAAUUUAUCUGAUUGGUAAAAAACAAAAACAAUAAGUGAAACAAAUAUCAGCAUUGGGUUGCCUGUGUAAAUACAGCCAAACUUACACAGGAGUUGGAUUUGCACUUGGAAGAGGGGGGAGGAUUACCCUGAGAAAGUAAAAAUAUGUGUGGUUCUGUCAUAUAAACAUAAUGGGUAGAACA